Messenger RNA from Acytostelium subglobosum LB1, 2118 nucleotides. RefSeq lists its product as hypothetical. The transcript is spliced from 3 exons. Bases 1 to 2118 code for a protein of 705 amino acids. Gene Ontology annotation, molecular function: methylcrotonoyl-CoA carboxylase activity; ATP binding; metal ion binding. NCBI's taxonomy places the organism in Eukaryota, Evosea, Eumycetozoa, Acytosteliales, Acytosteliaceae. The record is from RefSeq and is a predicted model, not a curated record. Gene Ontology annotation, cellular component: mitochondrion.
AUGUUGUCAUCUUUCUCAAAGAAACUGCUCGGACCAUCACCGGUCAAGGGUAAUGCAUACAGCGCCUACCUCUUUGGACAGUGGCGUUUCAUGUCGUCGGUGGCAUCAUUCGACAAGAUCACACCAAUCACCAAGGUGCUCAUUGCUAACCGUGGUGAGAUCGCCUGUCGUGUGAUGCGCACUGCCAAGAAGCGUGGAGUCAAGACUGUGGCCGUGUACAGUGAGGCCGACAAGAACUCAAUGCACGUGUCCAUGGCCGAUGAGGCAUACCUCAUUGGUCCAGCACCCGCCAAGGACUCAUACCUGCGCGCUGACAAGAUCAUGGAGAUCGCCAAGCGCAGCGGUGCCCAGGCCAUCCAUCCAGGCUACGGUUUCCUGUCGGAGAACUCUGACUUUGCCGACCUGUGUGAGCGCGAGGGCAUCAUCUUCAUUGGUCCACCAUCAUCGGCCAUCAUUGCCAUGGGCUCCAAGAGUGCCUCCAAGGACAUCAUGAUCAAGGCCAACGUCCCAACCAUCCCAGGUUAUCACGGUGAGGACCAAGCAUACGAGACACUCCGCUCAGAGGCUGCAAAGAUUGGUUACCCAGUAUUGAUCAAGGCAGUCAUGGGAGGAGGUGGAAAGGGUAUGAGAAUCGUAGAGAAGGAGGAGGACUUGGAGGAUGGAAUCAAUUCAUCAAAGAGAGAGUCUAUUGCCUCUUUUGGCGAUGACCGAGUGCUCGUCGAGAAGUACUUGAUUCACCCUCGUCACGUCGAGAUCCAGGUCUUUGCCGAUCGUCAUGGCAACUGUGUGCAUCUUUUUGAGCGUGAUUGCUCGGUGCAGCGUCGUCAUCAAAAGAUUAUUGAGGAGGCUCCCGCUCCACAUCUCUCACCAGAGCUGCGUAAGCGCAUGGGUGACGCUGCCGUUGCCGCCGCCAAGGCUGUAGGCUACGUCGGUGCUGGAACAGUCGAGUUCAUUCUGUCUCAAGACGGCACCUUCUUCUUCAUGGAGAUGAACACACGUCUCCAAGUGGAGCAUCCCAUCACAGAGAUGAUCACCAAGCAGGAUCUGGUCGAGUGGCAACUCAAGGUGGCCGAGUCACAGCGUCUGCCAUUGGAGCAGUCUCAGUUGGCCAUCCACGGUCACGCCUUUGAGGCCCGUAUCUAUGCAGAGAACCCCGAUCACGACUUUAUGCCCGGCACUGGUAAGCUCGUCCAUCUUUCGACUCCAGAGCCCUCCAGCACACUGCGUGUUGAGACUGGAGUUCGUCAAGGUGACGAAGUCACUGUCUACUACGAUCCAAUGAUUGCAAAGUUGGUCGUAUGGGACACCAACAGAGAGAAGGCAUUGAGAUACCUCAGAAAUGCUUUGGACGAGUAUCAUAUCGUAGGACUUAACACCAAUAUAUCAUUCUUGAAGCGUCUGUCAUCGCAUCCAGAGUUCCAGGCUGGAAAUGUCGAGACUGGAUUCAUCCCAAUGCACAGGGAGUCACUGAUGGCUCCACAGAAGCAGAUUUCAAACGAUACUGUUUGUCUGGCAGUGUUGUCAAUGCUGUUGAAUGAGGGCAAGCGCCAGACAUUGGCCGCCCAGCAGAUGGCCUCGCCAUGGUCCACCAGCGGCGCAUUCAGAGUCAACACGCUCUCUGAGCGUGUCAUCAACUUCACGAUCAACCAGAAGAAGUGGAGUGUCACAGUGACCUACAACCGCAACGGAUCGUUCUCGAUGCGUCUGCCCACUGGCGAGUCGGUGCAGUGCAACGGCAGCCUGCUGAACGACAACGGCUUGAUGCGUGCCUUUAUAGGCGAUCGUCACUUCCCCGAGGUGCGCGCCGUGCGCUCCAAGAACUCGAUCUUCAUCUUUGACGACAGCGCACAAAGCUACGAGAUUGAGCUGCCCAUCGAUGUGGCAGUCAAGGGUGGAGACGGUGGCUCAGGCUCACUGCUUUCGCCAAUGCCCGGCAAGAUCACCAAGAUCAUGGUGAAUGUUGGCGACAAGGUCAAGAAGGGUCAACCAAUCAUCCUGAUGGAGGCCAUGAAGAUGGAGCACACCAUACGCAGUCCAAUCGAUGGCAAGGUAGAGUCGCUUCCCUUUAACGUCAAUGAGAUAGUAGAGGACAAGAAGGUUCUGGCAGUCAUUGUUUAG